UUGAAGAUGAAUUGAUGGCAGGCAUUAAGGUGAUUUCACGAGACGAUAAGCUAGUACAGAAAGCAAGUGCCGUGGGCGGAGCGUGCUAGCAACUAGAAGUUCACGUGAUGCACAGCAAAGGACCAUUGAUGGUCAGUGCGUUGUUUGGGCCCAAGAGCAACACUGGCAGCGUUUCUGUUCAACUUGCAGAAUAGAACAGAACGCUGGAGAGCAAUGAUUGUGUCAAAUGUUCCAAAGAAGACCCGGCUGUGCACUUUCCACGAGCGCGGGAAGUGUAGCAAGGGACGACUUUGCACCUUUGCGCACAGCGUUGAGGAGUUGCAAGGCACGCCGGCCGCUCAGCCUCUUGGAAGUCAUGGACGCUCAGUACAGGUUUGCCAUCACUUCCAGACGCAGCGACGCUGCAAAUAUGGUUCCGAAUGCAAAUUCAGUCAUGUGAGCUCGAACGACAGCGAUUCUGCAACCAGAGGACCUGAGAUUCAAAGGCGGCCGCUGAAAACCCAGCUGUGCCGCCAUUAUCAGCAGGGCAGCUGCCGUCAUGGCUCGGAUUGCACCUAUGCCCACGAUGAGCAUGAGCUGCAAGCGCCGAAGCCAGGAUCGGCUUUGUUGCGCGCUUCGGGGAAUGUGCAGAGGGAAUCCCUGGAAAGCUGGUUGAGGCUUGUGGUUGCGGAGCCAAACCCCGACCUACAAGAAGCAGCCCUCUCCAAGGGAGCUGGGCAGCUUGCAGGUGGACUUCAUGCGCUCAGCUUGUUGAGCUUAGAGAAUGUGGUGUCAAUUCUGAGGAGCGCGCAAGGGUCGCUGAGAAGGGACCGCUUGGAGUCGACGCUGCGUUCUCUGGGCGGAGCAUUGAUGCCAGAGCUGCUCCAGAAGUAUGCCUUGGAGGUUCCGACAGGAAAGAAGCUUGACGAGUUGCUGGAAGCCUUGUCCAUCAUGGUUGAAGUUGAGCGGAGGUUUGGGGCUUUGCUGGAUCUUCCCUCUGUCCGUGACGGUAUUGAGCAGAUUGUGGCGACUCGUGGAACGGAGGAUUCGCCAGGGCUGUGGGCCCAGCUGAAGGCUGUGCAGAGUGGCGCGAGUCCAUUGAGAAAGGUGGUGCGCCGGCAGGUCGCAGAGGUGGAGCUUCAGGACGUGGAUGUCCAAGAGCUGCCCUGCAUUGAUGAGCUCUUGCAGCUUCCCAGCAACCUUCCGGUGAACCGCGGCACGUGGGCUGAAGGCGACGAAGAAAGGCACAGGAUUACCCACUACCGCCUUUGCCGCGAGGAGCUCUUGGCUCCUCUUCGAGAGGCUGUGGCUUCGUAUUUGGCCUCUAAUGGGGUGAAGCAUCAAGGCAUGCAGAGGGUUUUGGACCAGACUGGCGGUGAAAGCACAUUCUUCGCAUAUCCGAGCUGCCAUGCCGUGGGCUUUGCCUUGUCCAAGACUGGGAAACUAACUGUCCAAAUGAAGUUCGGUCUUGGCAAUCGUUGCGUAGACUUCAGCACCGGGAACCACUUGAUUUUUGGAAGCUUGGUCUUGCUCUUCGAGACCAACAGCGAUGGCCAUCCGAUCGCCAGCAGCUCCAUCUAUGCAACGAUUGAAGAGUUUGAUUUAGACAACGUGCUGCGACAUCGAACAGUGGGACUCGGAAUGCUGGAUGAGGAGAAUUGGCGAAAGUUCAACGUUACUCAAAAGUAUGCGAUGGUGGAAAGCCCUGGCUACUACCAUGCUGUGCGGCCAGUGCUGCGCAAGUUUCGCAGCCCCAUUGAUGCCACACCCUUGUGGCAGGACAUUUUGACGGGCAAGGCCAAGGCUGUGGACUAUUUCCAGGGUGCUCGGGUGGACCUCUCUUGCCUCUACAAGAGAGAGCUCCCAAAGCAAAGCCAUUGGGCUUGCUGUGAUCCGCAGCACGAAUGGCCUGACCCUCACGACAUUGAGCUGGACGCAUCUCAGCAGAAGGCCAUUCGACACAUCCUCGCUUCUUCCGUUUCUUUGGUGCAGGGACCGCCGGGCACUGGGAAGUCCUACAUUGGCGUGAAGGCCGUCCAACUGGCGCGGCAGGCUCUGGAACAGCAUGAGUACCGCGAACCCAUUGCCUUGAUAUGCCUUACCAACCAUGCUUUGGACCAGUUUUUGGAGGAUCUUCUGGACAUUUUCCCUCGGAAUGGUGACUUGAUACGCCUCGGCGGGCGCAGCAAGUCAGAGGAUCCUCGCCUGGCGGGCUGCCAAGUCAAUAAAUUCCUGCGAUCUUCCCGGGAAGACUUCGAAGAAAGGACAGCGCUGGAGAGCCAGCUGGAAAACGUGGCCGGCAACCUCAACAAGGAAGUACGCUUGCUCGCCGACCAACGAUGCCAGCUCGGUCUCCUCCUGGCGGGCAUGCCGACAGAAAAGCUUCACACACUUUUGGGAGAGGUCGGUGCAGAUUUGAUGGAGGCAGGGCUGUAUAUGGCUCCGCACAGUCGUCGCCGAGUCCAACAGGCAAACCCGAAGGGCUUUGUGUUGGAGAUACUUUCUGCUUGGCUGGAAGGCCGCCCCCUUGAGCAGGUGAGGCAGGAUGCGUCCUGGCGUUUGCCAAGCGUCAGCAAACCCAAGACCACGGAGACCUUCAAUCGCUUCUCGACCCUUGCUGCUGAUGAGGGGGAACUUCCGAGCCAAGUCCAAGUACUGACAAUGAUCGAUCGUGAAGUGGGAGCUUUGCCAAUGAUUGCCUGUGAGACCAGUCAUCAAGUCAUGCUGGACUUUGAGGACUCUGACUCAAACUCCGACGCCGACCUCGAAGGUUUCGAAGGUUUGGACAUGGAUGAGAUCAACACGAUUCUCGACGAUCGCAUGGACUCGCAGGUCUCGCGCCCUCGGGCCCAGCAACGAGCUCGUUCGCAGCUCACGGGCCCACAGCUCGACGCCAAGAUUCAAGACAGGAGGACCGCGUUUCAGCGGGCGGAAGGUUGGGAGAGAGAGGUGCAGCAGGUUGAGCUGCGAAAGCAGGAAGCAGUGAGUGCUGCGCUGGAGAAGGCCACUAGCCGCAGAACGCAAGCUUCCAUGAAGCAGUUGGAAGAGGACGCGGCCAGGCCUUUUGAGCUGCGCUUGCAGCGCCUGCUGCAGCAGAGGGAGGACUUGCAGAACUCCUGGCAGAAGGCUCGGCAGCAACUGAAUGUCGAGAUGCUACGCGCCCUGCAAAGGGACCAGAAGAAGCAAUUUCCAAAUGUGGACUGGAGCUUCAUCGAGAAAGAGAUCCGAGGUGCCCAGGUAGGCUGGCGCACAGCGACGCACGAGCGGCCUGCUUUGCUGGCAUCUUUGGUCCGAGCAGUGGCUGAGGCCGCCUCGGAGGUCUUCAUGGAAGGCCUGAGCAAGGCUGAGCAGAUUGAAGGCGUGCUCGGCCAGAUGCGGAAACAGGCUCAGCUGAUUGCGUGCAAUAAAGCCAAAGUCAUCGGCAUGACCUCCACCUUUGCGGCGGUAAACUCGGACCUCCUCCAGCGGUUGGGUCCUCGCGUAGUGGUCGUGGAGGAGGCUGGAGAGUUGCUGGAGUGCCAGUUGAUGGCCUGCUUGUCAUCAAGAAAUCUGCAGCAGGUGAUUUUGAUCGGGGAUCACAAGCAGCUUCGCCCCAAAGUGAACACGUACUCACUCUGCAAGGUUAAUGGCUAUGACGUGUCUUUGUUCGAGCGCUUGGUCACCCAUGGCAGUGAGAAUGUGCAGCUAACCACCCAGCUUCGCAUGCGCCCUGAAGUUUCUCACCUUGUCCGGUCCUUCUACAACCAGAUCGACGACCAUCCCCGGGUGAAGGAUUAUCCCGCAAGACUUGCUGGAGUCGCAGACUGCUUGCAAUGGGUCACGCAUUCAAUUGAAGAGGAUGACCGCGGCCACAUCGCUGGCCGGUCAAAGGUCAACUCUCACGAAGCCGAGUUUGCAUGCAGACUUGCGCAGCACUUGGUGUACAAUGGCAUCAACAAAGGGAAGAUCACCUUGCUGACGCCGUACACUGGGCAAAAGCGGGAAAUGAGGAAGCGCUUGGCAGCCGAGCUUCAGACCUCCUGGGUGCCACGUGGGGCAGUCUUGGAGUCGGACUCCGAAGCAGAGAAGGGCAAAGGGAAGGGAAAGGGUAAAGAUCCACAACUCUGGCGAAUGAUUCCAGGCGUACGCGUGGUGACCAUCGAUGACUACCAGGGCGAGGAGAACGAUGUGAUCAUCGUGUCGCUUGUGAGGAGCAAUGAGAAAAGAAGGCUCGGGUUUUGCAGUAUUCAGAACCGCAUCAUCGUUGCGCUCUCUCGAGCUCGACACGGCAUGUAUGUGCUUGGCAAUGCGGACAUGUUUCGGCAGAAUGAUGAUUGGUACAAAGUGCUCAGUAAGCUUGAGGAGAAGGGCCGCAUCUCAGAGGGUCUGAACCUUCGCUGCGCCAAGCACCCGACUGAUGAGGGCAUAGUUUCAGUUGCUUCGGACUUUGACCUCCGCGCGAAACACGGAGGGUGCCAUCGCCCCUGCAAUGUCCUGCUGCCGCUGUGCGGCCACAAAUGCCCCUGGCGCUGUCAUCCCUUCGAUGAGGAGCACAAGGACGUGAGGUGCGUUUCCCGGUGCACGAGGCCUCGGCCAGAGGGCUGUGCGCACAAGUGCGCCCAGCUCUGCUGGCAGUGCCCGGCGCAGGACGUGUGCGGAAGUCCUUGUGAGGUUGAGGUGAAGACCACGCUACCUUGUGGCCAUGAGCAGCACGAGCCGUGCCACAAGAUUCAAACCCCGGCCUUGCGGUCGCAGGUCGCUUGCCGCACGAAAGUGCCGGUAUCUCUUGCCUGCGGCCACACAUGUCAAGUUCCUUGCGCCAUGAAGGACGAGAAGGAGAUCAAGUGCAGCCACACGGAGCAAGUCAACGCUCCUUGUGGGCACCAGGUUCGCAAGGUGUGUCACACACUUAAGCCUUGUUUGCAGAUGUGCGCGAAGACCGCAGCUUGCCGGCACCCUUGCAGCAAGAAGUGCAGCGAGGAGCACAAUCAUGACAAGUGCCAGCUGUCCUGCUCUGAGUUCUUGCUGUGUGGCCACAAAUGCCAGAACCUUUGCGGAGAAGCCCACACGGUGCUUUGUGGCAGCUCCUGCACCAGGAUUUGCGCACACGGACAUCACUGCCCCAAGAAGUGCUACGAGGUUUGCGUUCCGUGCCAGGAGCCUUGCAGCUGGCGGUGUCUCCACAAGCGAUGCACGCGGCGAUGUCACGAGCCUUGCAACCGUGAGCCUUGCAACGAGCCCUGCGGGAAGAUGCUGAGAUGUGGCCACAUCUGUCGGGGCUUAUGUGGAGAACCCUGCCCUCGGUGCGUAGUGUGUGAGGACCAACAGUGCCCCUUGAGCCUGGAGAAGCUCAAGGACCUGACGAAAAUCUACCAGCUCGACUGUGGUCACACCUUCAGCCUCGACAUGCUCGACCAGUGGAUGGCAGGAGAGCAGCAGAGCGGCGGUCACGUUGCCAUCCAAGCGAAAAGCUGCCCAACUUGUCGACAGCAGAUCUACACGUCGCCUCGCUACGGAGUUCACAUCAAGCGCCAGCUCGCCCUCAUUGACAAGGUGAAGUCGGAAGUUCUUCGCAAGCACGGUUCACGGCAGCUCUCAGAAGAAGAGCGCCGCGAAAUCGAUCAGGCGAUGGGAGAGGGCCACUCGGCCGGAGGACGGUGGUUUGCAUGCCCAAAUGGCCACCCAUACUUCAUCGGUGAAUGUGGUGGGGCCAUGCAAGAAGCCACCUGCAACGAGUGUGGAGCCCGCAUCGGCGGAGGCUCGCACAGACUUCGGUCUGACAAUCAAUACUUAGCCAACUUUACUGGGACGAAUGUCAGGCCAGCCUGGCCAGGUAUGGAGCCCAACUUGCCCUAGUCAGAAUGGCGUGUACAGCAAAAUCUAGCUUUAGGCCAUAUAUGGCUGCAUGCUCGGAG
This is a messenger RNA of Effrenium voratum, 5873 nucleotides long. The record is from the annotation of a GenBank genome assembly. Lineage: Eukaryota; Dinophyceae; Suessiales; Symbiodiniaceae.